GGUGCAGUGUCUCCUAUUCUCAAUUUCAAAUCUUCUACCGAGAAGAAGAUCCCUAAUCACCGACUCCAAAGGAUAUAACUCGUCGCGCAUCCAUGGGAGAGGAGCGUAUUCCGAGUAGGGACCGUCGUCGACGCGGCGGCCUGAGGGCAUUGAUAGAGCCGCGGUGCUUGUCUCCGUUUGCUCGAAGCGAUGGCGGUUCAGGCGCCCGAUGGAGAUCGGUGUACCUGAAACUUCCUCCCCAGCGCCUCAUCAAACUCUCCGUAGUCAAGCUCGACGGUUCCUUCUUCGAUGUUCACAUUGCAAAGGAUUGCACAGUGGAAGAGUUGAAGCGAGCCGUGGAGGAGGUCUUCACCAUGUCUCCCCGGCAAGGUCAAGACAUGAUUUCAUGGUCGCAUGUAUGGGGACACUUUUGCUUGUGUUAUCAAGGACAGAAACUAAUCACUGACAAAGCAAGCAUCCGGAAUUUAGGGAUCAAUGACGGUGAUCAGCUGCAUUUUGUAAGGCAUUUGUCAAUCGAUCGCUCUCCUCUUCACAGAAGAUCCAAGAGCCACGGUUGCAAGAAUCACCUCGAGUCGCAAACCAACCAAAACAAGGGAGAGGAUGUACCCGAGAGCAGUUAUCCAGGAGCUCAAGAUGAACUACCGGCAAGUGAAUUCAGAAUAGCUCACUUGUUUAAAGGAUGGAUUCCGAAUUCUGGACUGUGGCCGGAGAGAUGGAGUCGUCCUUCCAUGUUUUCUUUAAAGCGUUUUGGAGGGAGACCCAAGAUGAUACAGUUCUAGUCUUAUGAAGCGUAAGUCCUAACCUCUUCUUAUAUUAGCUUGGUUUCAGCAUUCAUUUCGACCGGUUUUCUUCCUGUUCCUUCGCUCGACCCGACAGUCCAUGCAUAAUGUUUUUUUCCCCUACAUGGGUCAUUUACAUUUUCAAUGAUCGGCACUGGAAUAUAAUCUUCUUAAACUGUGUGCACUCGUUAGGAAUUUAUGCAAACAAUAUGGGGUAUUAAUAACACCAUCUUUAACA
Tarenaya hassleriana is the source of this 1017-nucleotide messenger RNA. RefSeq lists its product as uncharacterized. The transcript is spliced from 5 exons. Gene Ontology annotation, cellular component: U12-type spliceosomal complex. The record is from RefSeq and is a predicted model, not a curated record. Gene Ontology annotation, biological process: mRNA splicing, via spliceosome. Lineage: Eukaryota; Viridiplantae; Streptophyta; Magnoliopsida; Brassicales; Cleomaceae. The coding region runs from base 93 to 779 and encodes 228 amino acids.